Messenger RNA from Linum tenue, 273 nucleotides. The record is from the annotation of a GenBank genome assembly. NCBI's taxonomy places the organism in Eukaryota, Viridiplantae, Streptophyta, Magnoliopsida, Malpighiales, Linaceae.
AUGGGUUCUUUCCACUUCCAUACAGCUUGCUUAGUAUCAGCUCAUCUCUUUGUGAUAGGAUUGGCUCACCCAUCAUCCCCUGCUUCAAGUCCAUCGCCAUCAUUGUUACCACGAGUUCCGGUCAUCAGGAGGGUAGCAGGGCACCAUCGAGAUCGAUCGUUCGUGGGAGGAGACGUGAUUCUAGGUGGGUUCUUGAUGGCCAUCGUUGCAGUCAUCUUCUGCUACAUACGGGCAACGAGGAAGAAGAACCAAAUGCUCGUGACUCAGCCAUGA